AUGUAUCGUCCAAGUUUCUGGGGCUUGGGGGUUUUAUUGACCUGGUGGUCCUGGAAGGGGGCGGCGUACAGCACAGGCGGGCCGCUACCGUUGCCUGCGGGAAUCAGCGAAGCCUACGUCGACUGCGUCAAUUCGACCGGACUCAUGGUUCAUACCCUGUCUGCUGGCUGCGAUGACGCGGAGAAACCUCUGGUGCUUCUGCUGCACGGCUUCCCCGAGGUCGCAUACACCUGGAUCCAUGUGAUGCCGACCUUGGCCAGUCAGGGCUACUGUGUUGUUGCGCCGGAUCUGCGUGGCUCCGGCCGCACCACCGGCUGGGACACCCGGGCGUACUCGCAGGUCGCCUUGAGCGAGUUCAGCAACACGAACAUGGUCCGGGAUCUGGUUGCGCUCGUCUACGGUCUGGGGUACGAUCAGGCCCUGUCGGUCGUGGGCCACGACUACGGAGCGAUCCUGGGCGGGUGGGCGUCCCUCGUGCGCCCGGACAUGUUCACGUCGUCGAUUCAGUUGACCAACCCGUUCGACCCGGCACCUCUGCCGACGAUGUGGAAAAGGAAGCCAACAGCAUCUUCGAAUUCGAGCGAAUCUGUCGCCGCGGCCCCUGUCAACGUGACCACUCUGACGCCCAGCAUCGUCCACCUGGAAGCCGAUCUGGAACACCUGCAGCCUCCGAGGAAGUACUACCAGCUCAGCAAUUCGGGGCCCAGCGCCGCGAACGACUGGAACUCGGGAGGUGCACUGGGCCCGCGCGAGUUCCUGCGGUCAUACUUCUACGUCAAAUCCGCCGACUGGCCUGGCAACCGACCGCAUCCUCUCGCAAAUUCCACGGCCGAGCAGGUCGCCGAGAUCCCCCACUACUAUGUGAUGCUGCUGAACGAAUCGAUGAGUCAAACCAUGGUGUCCAUGACUGCAGGCUACAACGUCAGCGCCAGCCUGUCCUGGCUGCCGGACGACGAGUUGGACGUUUACCUGGCCGAGUACCAGCGGGUAGGUUUCCAAGGCCAGCUGAACUGGUACAGGGUCCUGACGGCCCCCACGCCCGACGUCCUCAUCAUGUCCGGGCGCAAAAUCGAGGUCCCUGUGAUGUUCAUCGGCGGCGACAAGGACUGGGGCGCCUACCAGCAUCCGGGUGCGUUGGAAAAGUACAAUGAGACAUGCACCGAUUUCCGAGGCACCUUCAUGAUACCAGGGGCUGGCCACUGGAUGCAAUUGGAACAGCCUCAGGCCCUGACGGAGCGCAUCACACGCUUUCUCAAGGAGUUACGAUAG
Exophiala oligosperma is the source of this 1269-nucleotide messenger RNA. RefSeq lists its product as uncharacterized. The record is from RefSeq and is a predicted model, not a curated record. NCBI's taxonomy places the organism in Eukaryota, Fungi, Ascomycota, Eurotiomycetes, Chaetothyriales, Herpotrichiellaceae. Bases 1 to 1269 code for a protein of 422 amino acids. Gene Ontology annotation, molecular function: hydrolase activity. The transcript has a single exon.